This is a messenger RNA of Myripristis murdjan (pinecone soldierfish), 2864 nucleotides long. RefSeq names its product L-threonine dehydrogenase 2 (gene tdh2). Lineage: Eukaryota; Metazoa; Chordata; Actinopteri; Holocentriformes; Holocentridae. The transcript has 9 exons. Bases 287 to 1423 code for a protein of 378 amino acids. Gene Ontology annotation, biological process: L-threonine catabolic process. The record is from RefSeq and is a predicted model, not a curated record. Gene Ontology annotation, molecular function: L-threonine 3-dehydrogenase activity.
CAAAGUGGGCGAGAACCACAUACCCCAGCAUGACUUUCUGCACCUGCUUAUUUACCCAAUGGUUGCUCGGUGCGCUCAAACAGUGACCAAUCAGAUGGUAAUCUCUUAAUUCUAACAGUUAAAUGCCACGACUUUCGUUUUAUCAGCUCAUAUUUCAUAAAUUUGUGGAAUACUGAAGGAUAUUGCCGGGUUGUCGCUUGACUGCCACAGUCAGAUAAACAAGUGAUCGUCUGUUCAUCUGGCAGAGACUCCAGAUAUUGUCAGCGCACAGGGACUGCUGCCGGACAUGCAAUCGGGUGUUCGGGUGUGUGCGCCCACCGCGGCUCUGCUGGGCCCGUUGUGCCGCGGCUGUCUUAGCAGGGCGCGGAGUCUGCCCGGCCGGAGCUUCAGCUGCUCUCCCCGGCAGAGCAGCAGGUGGAACAGCCAGGAGACCUGCAGCCCCCCGCCUCCUCGGGACAACCCCCGUGUCCUCAUCACAGGUGGCCUCGGACAGUUAGGAGUGGGACUUGCACAGAUACUAAGGAAACAGUAUGGAACAGAGAAUGUAAUCCUGUCAGACAUAAAGAAGCCUCCACCUCAUGUGUUCAGCAGUGGCCCGUUUGUAUAUGCUGAUGUGCUGGACUACAAGCACCUCAGAGAACUGAUUGUAAAUAACCGUAUCACUUGGUUGGUGCACUACAGUGCUCUUCUCAGUGCUGUGGGGGAGGCUAAUGUGGCCUUAGCACGCAAGAUCAACAUCACAGGCCUUCAUAACGUUCUGGAUUUGGCCUUGGAGAACUGCCUGCGUCUCUUCGUCCCCAGCACCAUCGGAGCCUUUGGGCCAUCUUCUCCCCGUGACCCUGCUCCUGACCUCUGUGUUCAAAGGCCUCGAACCAUCUAUGGUGUAUCCAAAGUCCACGGAGAACUGAUGGGGGAGUAUCUCCAUCAUAAAUAUGGCCUGGACUUCCGCUGCCUGCGAUACCCUGGUGUGAUCUCAGCCACUACACAGCCUGGGGGAGGCACAACAGACUACGCAGUUCAGAUCUUCCACGAUGCUCUCAGCACAGGCCACCAUGAGUGCUACCUGCGCCCUGACACCCGUCUUCCCAUGAUGCAUAUCUCCGACUGCCACCGUGCCACAGUGGAGUUCAUGCAGGCUCCAGAGUGCCAGCUGUCCCUGCGCACAUAUAAUAUCGCUGCCAUGAGCUUCACCCCGGAGGAGGUGGCCCAGGAAAUCCGCAAGCAUCUGCCUCACCUCAAGGUCACAUACAAUCCAGACUCGGUCCGCCAGACUAUUGCGGACAGCUGGCCGGUCAGGUUUGAUGACUCCAACGCCAGAAGAGACUGGGGCUGGUCACCAGCCUUUGGCCUGGAGGAGCUGGUCGCAGACAUGCUCAGCGCCAUCCGAAACAAGAGGACCAACGAGGGACUGCCAAUCAGCUAGCAAAGCCUGCUUCACAGAGACUGACCGAACCCCCUACCCACAAGUUUUCUUCAACCAGCGUUUACACACAAUACACUGAAACUUCCUUUGACUUGAGUUGACUACCAGAAUCUCCUGUUACUCUGGAAAGUUAUAGCACUCAGCUGGAGACUGUUUACAAAAUAGGAAUCCUCAGCCAGAGCCUCUCAACUAACAGUGGAUACUGAGAAGUUGACUGCCAAAGCAUCUCACACACACACACACACACACACACACACACACACACACACACACACACACACACACACACACACACACACACACACACACACACAGAAACACACACACACACACACACACACACACACACACACACACUGCCGCCUUGUUCUUUUUCAGGGAACCAUAUUGUCAAUCAUUAUCUUCUGUUGUUACUAUCUUCAUUCUCUGUUGUUUUAAUUGUUACAAUGGUUUAAACAGUAUUUUACACACGGGGGAUCUUACCUCAGAUGAAACAGCAAAUCAUUUUUACUUUUUACUUUUCUUUAAGCAUCAUAUACUUUUAAAAUGUUAUGGAAGUGCAUCCAUGAAAAUAGUUUGUCACAAUGUAUAAUUCAAGAUGUGCCAGUUCCACGUUAAGAGUAGCUAAUCUGGAGUAGGUUUUAAUCUGGACUUCUUAGCAUGAUCAUCUGGAGUGGCUGCCACAAAUGUUUUGAGUUUGGUGUAGUUCAUUCUGACCUAUAAUGACUCAUUGGAACUGAAUGACUCAACAUGAAGACAUAUAAAAUAAGAAAAGAAAAAAAAAACUAUAUUCAGGUUAUCUUAAAUUCUGUGGCAAUGUGUGUUCAUACAUCCUGGUCUCCAUUGCUGCCAUAGUGUAACCAUUACACAUCCAUUAUGCAUAGUACUACUCCUGUACUGCCAUUAUUCUAUAUAAUCUACCUAAUGUUAGAUGUAUCUCUUUGCAAGUUUAAUUUUAAGCCUUGUUCAGUCCUUGAUAAUAAUAUAAUAUUUAUUUGUAUAUAGCACUUAUCAAAAUCAACCUUACAAAGUGCUUUACAAAGAGUGAUAUAGUGGUUAAACAGCUUCUCAACAGAAGAAAAUAUUUUAUUAAAUGCUUACAAUGCCAAACCCACAGGGGGUUAUUUUGAUAAAAUCUGAAAGGCAAUUUAAAUGAACCCUGAAUUAAAGUGCAGUUUUAAUCAAGGACUUGCCACUUGGCACAGUCUGUGUUAGUCCAUCUGGCACUAUCACUUCACAAUAGCUCUGAAAACUGUAUGUGUUCUGAGUGUUUUAUAAGAAAGACAUAUCAUAUAAUAUUCUGUCAAAGGACAAUCACGUAUAGCAUUCAACUCCAUUACCUGUGCCUUAUCACAAAACAGGAAGCCUAUUUAAAAUUUCUUUCCUUGUCAGCAGUGUGAUUUUGGGUAUGAAUGAGUACCAAUAAAAAGAUGAAGCCUUA